AUGAGAAAAGAAAAAUGUUUUAUAAUUUUAACAUGCGUGCUUGGAAUGGCAACAUCUCAGUCCAGUAAUGAAUGUAAAACUCCAAAUCAGGAAAAUGGUGUUUGUAUCGACAUUAAGCGUUGCCCAAAGUUAUUAAAUCUAUUAGAAAAUCAAAGACAAGUGCCGUCCGUUUUAGUCUUCCUUAAGAAAUCCUUUUGUGGAUUUGAAGGAGAAGAUUACAAAAGAACAAAAGUGUGUUGUGCUUUGGAAAAUAAUGUAGAACCAACAGUACCAAAAGCACCGGUAGCACCAGUAAAACCAGCAGCACCAAUAGCACCAAUAGCACCGGUAACAAAGCCAAACGUAGAGAACAACAUUCAGACAACGAACAACGGCGAGGCAAAAUUACCAUUGCAAUCUAGGUGCGGAAUAACCAACGUCACCCGCAGUCGAAUCAUCGGAGGGACGCCAGCGGAAUUAGGCGCCUGGCCUUGGAUGGCAGCCCUCGGCUAUCAGAGUUCAAAUCGAAACAAUCGCGCUACACAGUGGCUUUGCGGCGGCACAUUGAUAUCAACUUCACACGUGCUGACAGCUGCACAUUGCGUAUACAAUGUCCCUUUAAAACUGACUACUGUACGGUUAGGUGAGUUGGAUUUAAAUCCUACGGUCGACGACGGUGCAAGGCCGAUAGAUGUUCCUGUUAGUCGUAUCGUCAUACACGCGAAAUACCACCCACAAGAACUUACCAGUGACAUUGCACUGUUGAAGUUAAAAAAUAUUGUUACUUAUAACGUAUUUAUACAACCCAUUUGUUUGCCAAUCACUCCAACUAUGAGAAACGCAGAUAUGUCGAGAAGUUUGCCAUUUGUUGCCGGUUGGGGUACUACUCAACCUAAUCCCAGUGAACCUCCCAGUUUUCCACCCGUCACUACAUUGAUGGAAGUUCAAGUUCCAAUGUCUAGAAUGGCGGAAUGUAAAGAAGCAUAUUCAAAACAAAAAGCUGUAAUUGAUGACAGAGUUUUAUGUGCUGGAUAUCCAGAGGGAGGAAAAGACUCAUGUCGGGGUGAUUCGGGAGGUCCAUUAAUGAUGCCAAAAGGAAAACAAUACUUUUUGAUGGGUAUAGUGUCUUACGGAUUAACAAUUUGUGGCCAACCAGGUUUCCCAGGCGUGUACACUAGAGUACCUUCAUACAUUGAUUGGAUUGUUGAGAAAAUAAACGAAAACUGA
Molecule: messenger RNA, 1206 nt
Organism: Macrosiphum euphorbiae (potato aphid)
Lineage: Eukaryota; Metazoa; Arthropoda; Insecta; Hemiptera; Aphididae
Source: the annotation of a GenBank genome assembly